CUUUUGCUUCUUGAUUUGUUUUGUUUUGGGGAUCAGACAGUUGUGGCAGCUAGAAAGGAAAGCGUUUGCCAGAAGCACCAGGAGCCGCUGAAGCUCUUUUGCAGGGACCACGAAGCCCCCAUCUGCGUGGUCUGUGAGCAGUCCCAGGAGCACCGAUACCACGACAUCGUCCCUGUGGAGGAGGCCUCCCAAGAGUACAAGGAUCAGUUCUGCACUUGUAUGGAGAUUCUGCGGAAGGAGAGGAACAGAAUCCUGGCGUACAAAGACAGUCUAGUAAAGGAGAGCCAAGACCUCCUCGAUGUGUUUGAGUUCAGUGAAGUAAAACCUCACUCCAAGAAGAAAGUAGUGCAGAGAUAA
Molecule: messenger RNA, 357 nt
Organism: Gekko japonicus
Lineage: Eukaryota; Metazoa; Chordata; Lepidosauria; Squamata; Gekkonidae
Product: E3 ubiquitin-protein ligase TRIM17-like
Exons: 3
Molecular function (GO): zinc ion binding
Source: RefSeq, a predicted model, not a curated record